Molecule: messenger RNA, 1373 nt
Organism: Musa acuminata AAA Group (dessert banana)
Lineage: Eukaryota; Viridiplantae; Streptophyta; Magnoliopsida; Zingiberales; Musaceae
Product: 11S globulin seed storage protein Ana o 2.0101
Exons: 3
Coding region: 122-1195 (357 amino acids)
Molecular function (GO): nutrient reservoir activity
Source: RefSeq, a predicted model, not a curated record
UCACCACCUUUUCCUGUCCCCUCUCUCUCUCUCUCUCUCUCUCUCUCUCUCUCUCGGUGUCUUCUCUGCUCUAUUGCUUUCUUUCCCUCACAUCAACGAUCGGUCUUUUUUGUGGGGCGAUAUGGAUAUCGACUUGACGCCGAAGCUGUCGAAGAAAUCGUACGGCGGGGAUGGGGGCGCGUACUACGCGUGGUGCAGCGACGAUCUCCCGAUGCUCCGCGCGGCCGGCAUCGGCGCCGGGAAGCUCGCGCUGGAGAAGAGUGGCUUGGCCCUCCCCUUCUACUCCGACUCCUCCAAGGUCGCCUACGUCCUCCAAGGUGGUGGAACUUGUGGAAUUGUGCUCCCAGAGGCCACAAAAGAGAAGGUAAUUGCAAUCAAGAAGGGUGAUGCUAUUGCCCUUCCCUUUGGAGUAGUGACCUGGUGGUUCAACCCCAGUGACACCGAGCUCGUGGUACUCUUCUUAGGAGACACUUCAAAGGGCCACAAGGCCGGUCAAUUCACCAACUUUCCAAUCACUGGUGGCAAUGGAAUCUUCACUGGUUUUACCGCCGAGUUCGUUGGCCGUGCCUGGGACCUCACUGAAGAUGAGGCAAAGAAACUCGUCCACAGCCAAACCAUUGUUGGCAUUGUCAAGGUGAAGGACGGGCAAGCCAUGCCUGAGCCUUCGGCCAAAGACAGGGAGGGCAUGGUUCUCAACUGCUUGGAGGCACCUCUGGAUGUCGACAUCAAAAAUGGGGGCUGUGUUGUGGUGCUGAACACCAAAAAUCUUCCCCUGGUAGGAGAGGUUGGGCUUGGUGCUGAUCUUGUGAGGUUGAAUGGCCAUGCCAUGUGCUCCCCUGGAUUCUCCUGCGACUCUGCAUACCAGGUGACCUAUGUGGUUAGAGGGAGUGGUCGUGUGCAGGUUGUUGGUGUCGACGGCAAGCGCGUCCUGGAGACAACUGUGAAAGGUGGUUGUCUGUUCAUCGUGCCAAGGUUCUUCGUCGUGUCAAAGAUUGCUGAUGCUGAUGGACUGGAAUGGUUCUCCAUCAUCACCACUCCAAACCCGGUAUUCACUCAUCUGGCCGGAAAGACAUCUGUGUGGAAGGCAAUAUCGUCGGAAGUGCUGCAGGCUGCAUUCAAUACCACCCCUGAGAUGGAGAAGCUGUUCAGAUCCAAGAGGACCUCUGAUGAAAUCUUCUUCCCUCCUCCUAAGUAAGCCAGAACUCGGCUGCCGUAGUCACCUUUAAAUAAGUUCGGUCCAACACCAUGUCAAGUUUGUGCUAAUCUUUGUUUCUAAUAAUGGCGACAUGUUCUUUGAAUGCUCAAGGCAUGCUCUAAAACCUCAUCAGUGUAAUUAGAUACUGUUUUUAGCAGUCUUUUUCUGUCUCUUUCAA